CAGAGGAACUGAUAGAGAACUUUCAAAGCUCUUUAUCUUCUACCAUCACUCAACUAGCCUCUAUAUUGCAGUCUCAAACUGAAAGUCUCACAAAUUUUGUUAAAAGCUUUAGUUUCAUUUUACCUUCCUUUCUCAAACAAAGUGGUGUUUCUUUCUUUUCUUCAUCUAUUAUCAUUUCAUUUUUCACCUCUUUCUGUCUCUCUUUCUCUCUGUCGGUACCAUCAUCAUGAGACCACAAGGAAACCCUUUAGAUCUUAACAAUUUGCCUGAUGAAUACUCUAGAGAUCAUGGCAAACAACUCCUUGAAGACACCGAUCCACCCGGUUGUAGGAAAAAGAAAAACGGCGGGAAGGAAGGAAAAGAAGAGUGUGGGAAGGUGUAUGAGUGUAGAUUUUGUUCCCUCAAGUUCUGUAAAUCUCAGGCUCUUGGGGGGCACAUGAACCGUCACCGACAAGAAAGGGAAACUGAGACACUUAAUCAUGCUCGUCAGUUGGUCUUCAGAAAUGAUCAUAACAUUGCACCACAACCUCCUUCUCACCUUGUAGGAUGUUGUCCACCCCCUAUAGCAACAGGUGGUUAUAUUCCAGCAAAUACCAUGGGAGUUGAUCCAACAAUGCCACCAAGAUUUCCAAGAUACUUCUCUGGUUCAUCGUCUUCGACUCACAUUCCACCGCCUCCACCACCACCUCCACCACAGCCAUUUCUCUACUCUUCCCCUUCGCGUCCAGUUUCAUUUCCAUCACACGUGAUUCCUCAUCAUCCAAUGAACGAAUAUCACGUCGGACACGUGAUGAGUAGCAGCCACAGUCACCACCAGCAGCAGUAUGGUGGACAUGGACAACACAACUUUGGCGGAGGUGAGUCGAAUUACACGUGCAUAGGUGCACCGGUUGGACAAGGCUUUAGUGGCGGUGGUAAUGGUAAUGGUGGUGGUGGGAAGGAUCAUCAUAAUCAUCAAGAGGAAGGAGUAGGAGGAGGAGGAGGGUUGAACUGGGGAAGAAGCUAUGCAGGAACAACACAGCAGCAUCGUUUGGAUAGUCAUUCAGCAGCGAUCAAUCGGUUUCAAGAUGGUUUCUAAUGAGAGUGAGAGAGAUUCUUUAUGAGAUUGUGUUCUGUUCAAUGAUAACAACAAAAUGUGACAGAUGCAGGUGUAGUGAUGAUGAGUCAUCAGAGAGAGAGAGAAAGGGUUUGGUUUGGUUUUAUUUUGGUUUUUAUGUUAAAUUUUUCUAUAAGAAAAACAGCUUUUGAGAUCAUUCACACUCUCAGCUACUUUGGCUUGGAGCUGUGGGAAUUUGUAUGGGA
Molecule: messenger RNA, 1302 nt
Organism: Vicia villosa (hairy vetch)
Lineage: Eukaryota; Viridiplantae; Streptophyta; Magnoliopsida; Fabales; Fabaceae
Product: zinc finger protein JAGGED-like
Exons: 5
Coding region: 227-1078 (283 amino acids)
Molecular function (GO): DNA-binding transcription factor activity
Source: RefSeq, a predicted model, not a curated record